AGCUGCGGCAGCAACAGCAACAGCCACUGCAGUUAGAGCGGCAGCAGCCGCAACGAGCGGCGCUCGGCGGGCGCGCCCUCCUGAAGGAAGCCGCCCGCCCCCCAUCGCCAUCCCCUCCGGCGUGUUCAUGCCCCCGGGGCCCCAGGGAGCGCCAUGGCCCGAGCACGCCAGGAGGGCAGCUCCCCGGAGCCCGUAGAGGGCCUGGCCCGCGACGGCCCGCGCCCCUUCCCGCUCAGCCGCCUGGUGCCCUCGGCGGUGUCCUGCGGCCUCUGCGAACCCGGCCUGCCUGCUGCCCCGGCCGCCCCCGCCCUGUUGCCCGCCGCCUACCUCUGCGCCCCCACCGCCCCGCCCGCCGUCACCGCCGCCCUGGGGGCCCCCCGCUGGCCUGGGGGUCCCCGCAGCCGGCCCCGAGGCCCACGACCCGACGGUCCUCAGCCUUCACUCUCGCCCGCGGAGCAGCACCUGGAAUCGCCAGUGCCGAGCGCCCCGGGGGCCCUGGCGGGCGGCCCCACCCAAGCGGCCCCGGGAGUCCGGGGGGAGGAGGAGCAGUGGGCCCGAGAGAUCGGGGCCCAGCUGCGGCGGAUGGCGGACGACCUCAACGCGCUGUACGAGCGGCGGAGACAAGAGGAGCAGCAGCGACACCGCCCCUCGCCCUGGAGAGUCCUGUACAAUCUCAUCAUGGGACUCCUGCCCUUCCCCGGGGGCCGCGGAGCCCCCGAGGUGGAGCCCAAUUAGGUGCCUGUACCCGCCCGGUGGACGUCGGGGACUCGGGGGGGCAGGACCCUCCCAACUCCUGACGCCCUGGCCAGCGCGGGGGACUCUUUCUGCACCAUGUAGCAUACUGGACUACAGCCCUGCCCAACCCAGGGGCAGGCCAGGGCAGCCACUCCCGACCCAGCCCCGGCCUAACCCCGGGGAGCACUGAUGGAGACGUGGACUCCUGGGCCCCUGGCUGAGGGGCCAGGGGAGAGAGGGCUGACGGACUCGGCGUCUGAAGGCGGCGGGGACUGAGGGGGCAGGGCCUGAGCUGCUCCCCUCUGCCGCCCACCACCAUCUCAGGAAAGGCUGCUGGUGCUGGCUGCCCAUUCCAGCUGCAGCGGUGACACUGGGGGGCAGGGGUCUCUCCCCCCAGCGCUCCUUCACUUUGGGCCUGGCCUCAGGCCCCUGGUGCUUCCCCCCCUCCUCCCAGGGAGGGGGCCCAUGAAGAGCAAAUGAGCCAAACGUGACCACUAGCCUCCUGGAGCCAGAGAGUGGGGUGCGUCCUGAUGGGUGCCCCGGCCCAGCGCCCAGCCAUCUUCCCUGAGCCAGCCGGCGGGUGGUGGGCAUGCCUGCCUCACCUUCAUCUGGGGGUGGCCAGGAGGGGCCCAGACUGUGAAUCCUGUGCUCUGCCCACGACCACCCCCCGCUCCCCCCCCCCCAUCAAUCCCAUUGCAUAGGUUUAGAGAGAGCACGUGUGACCACUGGCAUUCAUUUGGGGGGUGGGAUAUUUUGGCGGAAGCCGCCCCAGCCUUAGUCCCCAGGGCGAAGCGCUGGGGGGAGACGGGGAGUCAGGGAGGGGGGGAAAAUCUCAGAAGAGGGAGGAGUCUGGGAGUGGGGAGGGAUGGCCCAGCCUGUAAAAUACUGUAUAUGCGCUGCUGUAGAUACCGGAAUGAAUUUUCUGUACAUGUUUGGUUAAUUUUUUUUGUACAUGAUUUUUGUAUGUUUCCUUUUCAAUAAAAUCAGAUUGGAACAGUG
Messenger RNA from Dama dama (fallow deer), 1734 nucleotides. It is a transcript of the gene BBC3, whose product is annotated as BCL2 binding component 3. Gene Ontology annotation, biological process: intrinsic apoptotic signaling pathway in response to endoplasmic reticulum stress; positive regulation of release of cytochrome c from mitochondria; execution phase of apoptosis. Bases 154 to 735 code for a protein of 193 amino acids. Gene Ontology annotation, cellular component: mitochondrion. Lineage: Eukaryota; Metazoa; Chordata; Mammalia; Artiodactyla; Cervidae. The record is from RefSeq and is a predicted model, not a curated record. The transcript has 4 exons.